UUUGCGGCCGCUGUGUGAGUUCCGUCCGUUUUCACAUCGGCGCGCACUUUCGUCCUUGCAUCGACCAGCGGUCUCCCACGAAGAAGGAUGGAUGCUGAUGACAUUCAAUGGAUUCGGGCCCCCUUUUCGUCCUUGAGAGAGGAAAGUGUCCUCAUGGAAAUGUACGCAAAAUUGGAGGAGUCGUCGUCUGCAGCCAACGUCGCGAUGGCAUCGCCGAAUAACAACAUUACGAUUACGUCCACCAGCACGUGCGUGAACGGCGUGACGAUGUCUCUCGAGGAACUGAAUCAAGACGCAGAUGUUGCUCGCUUGCAACUCUUUGCCAGGCACGCUCAUGGAAGCGAUGCUUCUGACGAUGCACACAAAGACGCACCCCAGAUGAAAUCCACCAAGAAGCGUGCAAAGGCGUCGGCUACGGCGGGUGUAAAUGAGAUGUCACUUGUGUUGAAGGAGCCUUCCCUUCUUGGACAAUCUCCGGAAGCUAUCGUCAGUACCCGGCGCCAAGCCAAGAAAGGAAUGCUCAUCGAACGCAUGUUCCAAGCAAUGGACAAAUGCAUGAUCACUUCAGAAACUCUACCUUCGUGUACGUAUGUCCUGCCGCAGGCGUCUACAUCCAACGGAUCGACGGCAUUCGCAUCACCACGAGUGAUAGAACCUCCGCCCGCAGAGCGUUCCACGUUCGUGCUGAAGCUGUUCUCUGUCGUGUCGUGCCGUAUGCAGUUGACGUUGCUCAAAUCCAUGGCAAGUGACAUUCGCCGUGCUUGUGUUCUGGAAUUGGUGGCGGCGAUCCUGGACUUUCCCGCCCUCGCCCUCUCCAAUAUCUCACAACAUAGCGCCGAGGAUGCCACGUUGCACGCCAUGUAUUCGUUUGCAAAGGACACUUCUGAAGUCCUCAACGACGGCAUGCUGCUCAUGUUGGCCCUGGGGGUGUCGAGCGGUCAAGCGCGCUUUUUGUUGCAUGCCGUGUCCAAGCUGUUGGACGCUCCCCCUGAGUUGGUCGCAUCUGCCGAGCCUGCCUGCGCAAUCCAUUAUGACCACCUCUUCCACCAUCUUGAAACGUACGAGCCACCCACUGUGCUUGGCGAGUUGGGCAAGGCGUCAUUGGUGCAGCAGGUCCGAUUCAAACCCACGACGUCCGAUGAAGCGAGCCAGCAGCAGUCGAAAGUGUCAAUUGCCACAGACGGCACCUAUCUCUACUCGUGGUGCACGAUCGGUGGGCUCAAGAAGAUUGGAACGGGCAAUGGGGGGUCUAUCACCGGCCGUCUAUACUCCCAAGUGCCCGCGUCCUCGUAUAAACCGUAUUUUGGGACCAAGCGGCCCGUGUUGCGAGCCGUGUGCGGAGCUGUCACCAUCGUCACGCUUACAUCAACAAUGCUCGAGACGCCUCCGGUCGUACAAGAUGCGUUUGGCGGGCGCGACGGACAACUUUUGGUGGUGUUCAAGACUGGCAACGUCCUUCAGGACAUUGUCUUUGACAGUCUCGAGCGGAUUUCUCUACCGUCCACUGCAGUCGUCGUGCAUGCUGCAUUUGGCACGUUCAUCGACGUCACGAGUGCGACCCAGCAACUCACGUCGGAAGCGAAUGGCGCUUUCACAGACGCUCUGUCCCCGCUACCACACGCGGAAUUGCUGGUCGUGCUGUGGCCGCUGCCAGGCGAGACCGACGUCCGCGUCAAGGUUGUUCAAAAGGGCGAUGCGAUUUUUGAGACGUUCCCCGCCAUUGAAUCCACAAGCAUCGUGUGUGUCGGCGAGUGGGUGUACUUGAACAUGACGUGCUCAGCAACAAACCUUGCCCAAGCGGUCACCGCUGUCGAGUUUCUUCAAAUCAGCACGACGGACUUGCGAGUCAAGAAUGUUGUCUACAUGGAAACUGGAAAGCGCGACGGUGUCCGACUCCAAUGGACCACGGAAGGCGACUUUUUGUACGAUGUGCGCUUUCGAGCCGACAAGAAUGCAGUCGAUGUGUAUGUGCAUGACACCCCGUCGCUCGAGUUGGUGCGUUCGGUGACGGCACCAGCGCUUGCUACCGCGUUGUUUGGCAAUGCCCAGCCCCAUCCUGUCCCUUGCUACACGAAUGGUCAUGCCUUGGCCAUGACGGCGUCCGAUGGCGUCGAUGUGUCGCCGCAGUGUUUCCAGGUGAAUCUGCAACGUGGUCGAACAUUGCCUCCAGCAAACGACAAAUCGAGUUCUUGUGCCCCGACAGCAGCCGUUUGCUUUGACGCGGCGGCAAACAUGCUGUGGAGCAUUGCGCCAUCGAGGCAUACGAUUGAAUGCUAUCGAAACAAUGGGUCGGUUGUGAGCAUCCGCGACAAACGGCAACACAAAGCGGUGGUGUCCACAGCCCAAGCGUGGUUGUUGGUCCGGGAAAGCAACUCGGUGGGCCGUCGGUGGGUGCUCGGGAUCCUGGCCAAGCUGCACGAGUGGGCUAUCUGUGAUCUGAAGCAAACGAGUGUCCAUGAAGGCGUGCUCCUGGCCGUCGACAUAUGCGAGGAAACAAUUCAAGUGCUCCUUCAGUGCAUCGCCUCCUACGCGGACCGAUUCUGCCGCGGCGAUGCACUACAAGGUUGGGAAGAAUACGUGCUCAUGGCGUCGUUGGUUGUACUGACCGCGAACGUUCGCCGGAUGAACGUAAAGGACAAUGCUCAAAUUGUACAGCUUGUGCUGGACAGUCGGUUAUCUGCCACGUUGUCGAGCCUCGUUCGAUUCCCAGACAUGGAACAUCCAGUCGUCCAGGCAUCGCUUCACCUGUACAAAGCAUCGUUGGAUAUAUUUUACCACGGACUUGUUGACCAACUGGUACUUGUCACGACCUAUUUGGAAGCGUUGACAUCCAAUGCAUUGCAUGCAAGCGAAUUGGCAAUUCUGAAGCUGUUGUUACAACGGCUGACGAAUGUCGAAACGCUGCACGACCUCGUGAAAGAGCCCAAAUCGAUUGACAUUUUCGAGGUCCUCUUGGCGCAUUCCGUCCAGUGCCACCUCAUGCAGCGAGACGACGUGGCACGUGACCUCGUGGCCCUAAUCUAUUCGAUGACGCAGUCUCUGCUGUGGGGUUGCCACCGCCAACGCAUACCUCAACACCGCGCAUGGACGUGCUUUGAGGGAAUUGUACAAGCGUCGGUGCAUCUCGUCCAAACGACCAAGUCGGACCACGUUGCGCAGCUUGAACACAGCAUCCUCGGACAAGUUUUGCCAUUGUUGUUCACCGCGAUGCAGCACUUUUCGUGGCAGCCCGCAAAAGCCACAUUUGAACACAUGUGCGAGCUCCUAGGACAAUUGGUCGACUGCAUCGGUCCAUUGAACAAACUGACCAACCCGAGCGACAUCCACAACGAAACAGUUGUCGAGACAACGGCGAAGGUAGUCAAGCACAUGGAAUCCCCCCACGACUACCUCAACAACAUGCACGUGUUGACGGAAUUAGCCAUCCCAGGCGCGUCAACGAUCACCAUAACAUUUGACCGUCGAAGUCGCACGGAAGCCGCGUACGACUACGUGACGUUCUACAAGGACGCCACGCAGACGGAAUUUUACGGCGUGGAAAAGUAUUCGGGGCGAGGGGACGACCACAACUGGCCUGGCAUGGACAAUUGCCCUCCUCUUGUCAUCGAGGCCGAAUCGUGCCACGUUUUGUUCCAUACAGACGGAUCUGGCGUCGACUGGGGCUACAAGUUUACAGCGGUCGGCGUCGUGGAAUCGCAGGUCACGUGUUUGUCGUUGCCGUGGCUAGUCCAUGUUGAAGAGACGCUUCUGUUGGUCGUGACGUCGUUUGCCACGACAUUAAUCCGCGGCAAAUUGUUUUCCCCGCUUUCAUCCGGUGAAAUCACACAGUCGCUGCUCUUGAACAGUCGCCUCUUGCACGGUGGAAAGCAGCAAUCGAGUGAUCACGUUGUACAGUUUCUGCGCGACUUAGUCGACCCCGCAGACGACUCAACUGCACAUGCAGUCGUCAAGGAGCUGAAAAAGCGAACGGUUCAAGAUCAAGGGUCCAUCGUGCAUAUCAACCGAGCGGUCCGAGCAGUAGCCGUUGCGAUUUUGCAUCAUAACUUGUGGGGCAUGGACGUGUACGAAAUCGGACAAACGCAAGGAUCGUCGCCCAUCGCAGCGCAGGUUCUCCAAGCGUGGAAAACAGCACAGAAGAUGCGCCAAUGGUUUGACAUUGGGGAUGCCGCCGACGCGACGGUGCAUCGCGCUUCGUCGUCAGGCCGUCCGACAGGACUAAAGCGACAGCCUUCCGCAUACAAAGGCCAGUCGGAGGAAGCCAUCAUGCAGUUGUGCCAGAACGUUGUCGAACGCUCCCUUUUCUUGCUCGAGUUUACACCGGCUUCUUUUUCGUUUGUACGGGCGGCCAAGUUGCGGUGGAACCUCCUGGCCAAGUACACGACGGCCAUCCAUCGGAAAAAUUCGUGGAUGCAUCUCGUCAAUGAGCUGAACGCAGCCACCGAACUCAAGUCCAUGCUCGACUACCGCCGCGCAUCGAUGGAACGCUUGAACACCCCCAAGACAGUCACGGAACUAGUGCUGGAAUUUGUGCAGUCGGACGUGGAUGUUGGCGAGAUGCAGACGAUUCUUGAGACCAGAAACCAACGUGCGCAGAGCCGAGUGUUGGGCAUGUCCACCGUCGCCAAAGCAUUAGGUGCUUCUUCGAGCGGUCGACUUCAGCAUGUCCUGUUGGAAGGUCUUGCGAAGACGAUGCGAGAGAUUGGACUUGAAGAUGCCUGCUCGACCAGCUUGCACUUUUUCAAUUCCCUCAACGGCUGCGAUGAACUCAAGCGCAAAGAACUCAGCGAAGCGGUGGCCCAGUGCCUGAAAGCAUGUGCGGACAUUCUUGGUAAUAACAAACUGUCCAAGUGGGCGGACGAGUCCCCGACAGCGUCGGCGGCCUUGAUCUCGAGUGCGUUGAAAGCAAUAGCGAUGGACUACGACGUCCGCGACUCGUACUUGCUGUACGACAGCAAAGUGCUUCCGCAUAUUCUCCGACUUCUUCCCUCCGAGAAUGUGCGCAUCCGUCAUGUCGCGCAGUCGAUUAUUCGCGUGUUGUUGUCGCACUUCGUCGCGAUUCCAGACACUGAAGACGUCUCGACGGAUGUUCCAAAUCUAUCGGCAUUUCAAAAGCAACUCUUAGCCGCCGUGCGGCUCCAGCUCGAAGGCAUUGUCGCCAGUGUGCAGCAACAAAGUGACCCUCACACCGCACUAUGUUUGACGCGCAACCAAGCUGGCUACUGUGCUCCGUUUGUGUCGGUGCUGCCAAACCAUUCGCUGUCGUUUUGGUUGUUCGUGGAAGAGCAAGCGUGCCAGUAUGCUCUCAAAGUGGGCGACGAAGUCCGACGCGGGCCGCACUGGAUCAGUACGCAGGACGAAGAUGGCGGCGAGCCAGGCACUGGCACGAUUGUGUCCAUCCCCAGUCCGACCACUGUUCAGGUGAAAUGGUUUGCGACAAACAAAGCAUUGGUGUACACAUGGGACCCGAGUUUGCCUCUAUACGAAGUGCAGUUGGUCGAUGAAGGCGUGGGAGGCAUGGUGUUCUUGCAUGGAAAUCGGAACUUGGUCUCGGACACGGAAGAAAUGGUCGCGUGGAGCCACUACGGACUGUUUCUAACAGACGAAGGCCAGAUCAAGUACGUCGUGAGCUCGGGAGCAGACAAAGACACGAUCUUUGAGAGCACGGAUGCUGUCCAUUUGAAUGCGUGGAACCACGUGUGCGUCGUCAAGGACGGCAUCCACCUGAAGUUGUAUCUCAAUGGUGCGCUCGACUCGCAGCACGUGUUGGACGAUGCCAAGAAGCACUCGACCGACGAUGACCCUCCAUCUCAUUGCGUCAUUGAAUCGGUGCAUCCGUGUAUGGGCCACGGAGACGUGAAUCGAUGGCCCUUAUCCUUCCCUGGCGCAAGUCGACUCGUUGUGACGUUUGACCCGCUCACGCAACUGGACAAAUCGAACGGCGACUACAUGUGCUUUUUUGCGUCGGUCGACGAAACCGAAGUGUGGGGUCUGCCGAUGUACAACCAUUCGUUUCCAGGGGUGAAUGAGAACAGCGCACUCAUUAUUCCAUCGGACAGCACUGUCGUGUACUUUCACUCCACCUCUCAAACGGUGAAGUGGGGAUUCCGCCUCGUCGUGGCCGCGGAAUACGACGAUGACCGGCAAUUUCACGAGUCGCUCAACUCUUAUCCAUUCUACUUUGGCGAGCCACCGUCUCGCGCGUUGGAUGCGCCGUCUGCACGGUGCUGGGUGACGCACUUUAGCGUCCUGAACGCGCCGCUAAACGAUCACGAGGUUGCUCUGCACAUGCGACUGGACAGCCAAGAGCUGACGCCGUACACAUUCCCCAUCGAUCGAACGCUUCAAACGUUGGGGCUCAUCCAAACGUGUGCCGAAACCAUGUUCGGGCGAACGUUUAUUACGAAUUCUGUGCUCAUCCGUCAUUUGAUGGUGGUGGCAUUCAUGGGCGCGGUGGAAACCCAGUGCGGAGCCAUGUACGUGCUUGUGGACCUGGCGCCGGCGCUGAGCACCAAGCUAGUGGAUGACGCGUUUGCCCGUGCAUUUCCGUCGUCGACAACCCCAUUUCUUGAAACGAUUUGGGAAAAUCUUGGCGCGAUCUUGAAUGUGUGGCCGCUUGAGCCAUCGUCUGUGCACUGCCACACGCCUGUGAUCGCGCAACCGGCGGCACUGAGCGCGAUGAGUUUGGUGCAGGCGUACCUGGCGCUUAUUCGAGCGUUGGCCAAGUCAUGCGAGUGGCUCGACCGUACUCACGCGUUGCUGCUAACAUCCUUGGACCAAAUCGACAGCCCACGGGACAUGAGCAUGGUCCUGGCCAGUGUGGCAGUGCUCGGCGGUACGUACGAUGGCGUGGGCAUUGGAAGCCGCGUCCGGUGUUGUGUAAACAUCGACGGCAAAGAGAGCAUCGAAGUCGGGUCGGUGAUCCAAUUUCGACUCAAAGGAGACUCUCGUUUGGCGUGUGUUUUGUUUGACUGCGACAACAGUCGGCCCGUCGACGUUCCUAUCAGCGACAUCACUGUUGUGGAUGACGAUAACCAUGGAGACGAAUCGGCGGCGGCGACGCAGCACUUGUGGCACGCGGCCAAGCGGUCCAUGCUCCUGGAACGAUUGGAGAAGGUGCUCCAAAGGUGGUACGACAUGGAGACAACUCCUGCCAGUGCGGUCACCCGGUACAAGCCACGGACAAAGACACAAGAAAAGGUCGAAGUGCUCGAGAGCGACCAUCCCUAUGCCAACAACACCGACACAACGUACACGCUGGACUUUCCUGGCGCGGACUCGAUGGUGAUUGUGUUUGAUUCCAUGACGUCGACCGAGUCGGAAUGCGACUACGUUCGAUUCCAGAAACGGGAUGGAACCGGUGGAACGUACGGCGACGACAAAUACAGCGGCCACCACUUUCCUGGUAUCGGCUCCGUUCCCCCUCUGCACAUUCCCGCUUCAUCCGUCGAUGUGGUCUUUCACACGGAUAGCUCGAGCACCGACUGGGGCUUUCGUUUACACGCCACGGCAACGUCCCAAUCUGUCGUGCUUCCACCUGAAAUGCCUCCGUUGCCAUCGCGGGGUGCAUGGAGCGAUCUUCGCGCGCGGGUGUUCAAAGUUCUCUCCCGCCAUGCCCACAUGUUGUCAACGUCGUGGAGCCAACCCUUGAUGGGCGAAUUGGCCCGCACCGCCGUGAUGUCAUACACGGGCCGGCCCUUGACAUCGAUGCCCAAGUCGCAAGUGUUUGAAUCGAAACACCCGUAUGCCAACUCGAUCUCCGAGUACAUGGCUGUCACGUUCAAGGGCGCCAGUAUGCUCACGAUAUCGUUCGAUCCGUUGUCUCGCACCGAGCACGGAUGCGAUUACGUCGUGUUCUUCAAGGACAAGUGCUUGGGCGAUCGAUGGGGUGAGCACCAGUACACUGGACGGGCGGGGUCGGAAAACUGGCCUGGCGUUGGCGGUCGACCACCGUUGGUCAUCGCUGCCGAAGGGUUCACGUUGUUCUGGUGCACAGACAGCUCCAACGUCGACUGGGGCUGGAAGUUUAUUGUGAAAGCAACGUUUCCGAGCAUUUCACCGCUCGCGCUCUCGUCCGAGCAACUGAAUCAACGAGCGUACCAUGUCACUGAGAUGCUGUACGAACAGAUGCAGUAUCAAGCGACGCCACCAGCGAUCGAUUUCGACGACUUUGAGCGCGACGACAUGAGCACGGUCGAAUCCCCGUCGGCGCUGCUAGUGCCCCCACCCCCACCGCAUGCGAUCACGGCAUCCACAUGGCACCGCAUCCAACCGUUCGACAACGUCGGGCUGUAUGACCGGCCGGACGACCGUGCCAAUGUGGUCGAUGUAUUGACGCACAACAUGCAUGUCAAGGUUCUUGCGGCACAACUUGACUGGAUCCAAUUGGAAACCAAGAGUGGCGAUGUCGGAUGGACGCGCCAGCGCAAAGGCGACGUGUGGGUCGUGCAUCCAGUCGACGCGAUCGACGCUCGGUUGGACGAAGACACGGUUGUCCUUGGCAUCGAUGACGUUUCGCCACCGCAUCCAGUUGUCGUCGACGACUCGAACGAAGAACAAGACGAGUUGGCCAACUUUGCGUCGCACUUCACGCUGGAAGAAUUGAAAGGGCACACGCACAGACUGCACUCGAUGGCGGUCGAGACGUACAAUGCCAUGUCGAUACACAGCGCCCGACGAAUCCUCGCGACGGUAUUGUCCAUGUUUCCGACGUGCCCCUUCACGUCGGCAUCGACGACGCCGCAAGUUCUCCUCGAGUUGCUCGUCGUGUUUCUUACGCAACAUGCGCUGUCCCCAGACGAACAGGCCAACCUCCAACUGCAGCUGUACAAAUGGCUUGACUCGACGCCGGCGCUGUUGGCCAGCAUCGUGUCGCACAGCACAGCCCUGCUCAACCACACGAUGCUGUCCUUGACGUCGCAUCAGCGAGCUAUGGUUCGGACGGUCGAAAGCCCGCAUCCGUACCAUGAUAACAUGGACAUGUACUGGCGAGUCGACAUGCCCGGGGCCAAGCACAUCAAGGUGGUGUUUGAUUCACGCAGCAAGAGCGAGGCAGGAUGCGACUGGUUGUGCUUUUAUGCGGCUGGCGACCGGAGCAUCACGUUUGGCGACGCGCAAUACAGCGGCCGCGGGGGGACCGAAAAUUGGCCGGGAUUUGGCAACCGACCCCCGUUAGUGAUCGAGAGCGACCGCUUUGAGGUGUACUUUCACUCGGACGGCAGUGGCACCGACUGGGGAUGGGCGUUCACAGCAUACGGGGUCGUGUCAGAGUUGGACACAACAACCACUGCUUCCCUGCGACCGGUGGACUUGGACAAAGCAGUCGUGGGGAGCUGGUUGCUCAAAGCGGUCACUGCCAUGCCCACCAAGCCACUGCAUGUCGUGGACGCAGUGCUGAACAAUGCCACGGUGCUGCAAACGUGGGUCGAUUGCAUGAAGCUCAUGCCGCGGUGCAUCAAAAUGGACGUGCUUGGUAUGAUCACAAACGUCGCGAUCGAUCAUGCGACGUGGGAACGAAUGGAUCCAUUCCAUGCGAGGCUGUGGAUGUCCAUUCGCUCCCUCGUCAAGAAGCGCAUGCGAUCGCAACAUAAAUGUGAAGAGCGCCAGGAACUCAAGUCACCAUACCUCCAAGCGCUCAUCCAAUGUGCCAUGGCGCUCGACCACGCUGCGGAAUCAUGCGGGUUCCCUUCGAUACCGUCAACAGUUGACGCUAAAGUCGACGUGCAGAAACCAGCGACCGCAACCGACGCCACGAUUGCUUUCACAGCAGAGGUCAAGUCGCUGUCUGUACCGUUGGCAGAAAGUGGUCCGUUGGUGACAUGGACAUUCGUCGCGAAAGCAAUUCGUGGCACGGUGAUCCUUGGGCUGCAGGGACACAACGGAUGGAACACGAAUUGGAAGAACGUGGUCGAUUCGAACGACGGCGACAAGGGCUACCAGAUGCCGUCGCACAUUCGAGUCGAUCCGGGGCACUCGCUUUCGUUCAUGCAGCGCGAUGUUGUCCGCAUGGAAGUCGACAUCGUUCGCCAUGUUGUGGUCGUCUUCCGGAACAAUGCCGUUGUGUUUGACACAUCCAUUCCGCCGUCGUUGAAAGCGCUGCAUCCUCUCGUGACCGUGUACGAUCCCCACGACGUUGUCGUGGUGUCUGCGAUCCCGUCCUGGCCGAAUGAAGUCGAGUUUCCAGACCCUGCUUGGUACGUCAAAGCUAUGGACAGCAUGAGCGCUCUGUGGAUGGAAGCAGCAGCGUACGACAAACGCACGGGACAUCGCCGGGGCCCGUUUGUCGCGUCCCGAGAAAGCAGUCACCCGAUGGCAGACGACGCAUGGACAGACACAAUUCGCAUUCCAAACGCCACCAAGUUGGAGAUCCGAUUCGACCGCAAGACCCAACUUGACGCCAACGACUCGAUCGUCCUGAGCAGCUCGUUGCACAAUCAAGCAAUCGUUCUGACCGGUUUGGACGGGAAAACCACACCAGACCAUGCAGCAUUUGGUCCGACAGAAUCCCGGCUUUCGCUCAAGGCUGGAGAUGUUGUUGUCCGACAUGAUCGCGAUUGGAUCUACGGCGACGAAGAUGGCGGACCCGGCGAACGUGGCGUCGUGACCGAAAUCGUGAGCUGGAAGUAUCAGUCGGGGUCCGGGGUCAAGGUAAAAUGGCGGCAAACCCAGCAUGAAAACACAUAUCGGUAUGGGUACAACGGAUUUUUCGACGUGGUGCUCCUGUCCAGUGCCGUCGAGACAACCCUGCCGUCCGUGCUGUGGAUCAAAGGCGACACGGUACAAGUGUCGGUGACACCAUUCCGCCUGGCGAGUGGCAAAGAAUCUCGGUUUCGAGGCAGCCUCGACUUCAACCGGCAUACGUGCUUGGUGCUCUCAAUCUGUCGUCCCCUCAAGUUAUCCGACGACUUUACGAUCCAGUUUUGGAUCCGGCUGGCCGAUUUCAAGGACGACAAGCGCGCACAAACGAUUUUCGUGGCUGGGCACGCCGCCCCUACCUGCCUCCACUUGUCCGUAUCGUCGGAUUUCAGGUUCAGACUGUCGUACAAGUCGGACGACUUCAUCGACAGUUUGGUGACGGACCCGCUCGUCCCUGCGUCGUACACAUGGACGCAUGUGGCGAUCACCGCCAGUGGAUCGGAUGUGAUCUUGUACAAGUGGGGCGACAAGUGGGCGUCGCAUACGUUUUACGGUCGGCCGGGCUAUACCACACCGUUUGACGUUAUGCAGUGGGGCAAUCAUCACACUAGUUCAUCCCCUGCGGCGACUCGCUUUGGUUUCAAGUCAUUCGUUGGCAUGGCGGGCCAAUUGUACGAUAUUCAGGUCUGGGACUCCCCCCUGACAUCGUCGGACAUUCGCCAAAUAUUGUUUGACGAGCAAGCGCGCAUGAACGAAUUGUUCCAGCCACCACCGCAGCCGUACAACCCGUGGGCAACUGUCAACAACUCUGGAAAGGACUUUGUGAGUGUGCGGUCGACCGUUUGUGUCCAGCGAGGGAGCGCGUACUUUGAAGCGACGCUCAUGAGCGGUGGCACAGUGUUGGUGGGAUGGGUCGAAGCAGGGUGUACCUUGCGUCGGAAAACGGCGGGAAUCGGAGACUGCUCGUCGUCGUAUGCCAUCGAUGUCAACCGUCAGUGUAUGUGGCACAACGGCCCAAGCCCGUUCUUGGUGCCGACGGCGGUCCGUGGCAAUGCUGGGGAUGUCGUGGGGUGUUUGGUGGAGUUGAAUCGAGGGAUCAUGUCCUUCACAUUGAAUGGAGAUCCGAUUGGGGAUUCGUUUACUGCCCCCAAGGCAACGACGUCCCCGACAAGGACUGGACAGCGACAAAGCGCGGCUCUCCUGAAGAUAGCUCCAAUGCUGUCUCCACGACAUGCCCGGCCGACUUUGAGGCAUUCGACCCCGCGAAGCAUGGGCACCUACGAAGCCAAAGUGACCGAGCUCAUGGCGAUGGGAUGCUCCCGACCAAAGGCGAUCGAAGCGCUCGAACGAAAUGAACAGAGUGUUCCUCGUGCUGUCGAGUGGUUGCUUCACCAUCCUGAAGACAAAACGGAUGCUAGUCACGUCGCAGGGCCUCCCGUUCUUUCGGUGGAAGAUGCAACGCCAGUGCCAAACAAGUGGCUGGUUGGCAACGGCCUUCACCCAGCGGUAUCGCUCAGUCCGAUGGGAGCACAAGGCGUGGAAUGGAACUUAGGCCAGUCUCCAUUUGUGCAUCCCCCAGAUGACAUAUCGUCGGUCUGGUCGCACCGAAACCCGGCAUGGACGAACGAACGUGCGCAUGAAUUUGAAGUGUUUGACUGGGGCGAAGACGGGUGGGAAUCGAUCAAAGUUCGCCAUCGGUUGCUCAACAAUGCGCCCCAGUUGUUGCAUCGGUACGUGCUUGACGAUGGCGAAGGACUCGAAGUGGAAGACUCCAAAGGCACGGCACCGGGGAUGCUCAUGUCGAUUCUUGCCACAGCAAGCGGAGUGCCAGCGUCUAUGAAGCCAUGGAAAGGGUGGAUUUAUUCUCCGAUUCACAACCAAGGGAGUGGUGCGUGGGGCUACAAAUUCUCUGUGUUUGGUCACUUUCACCAGAACAGUGUUCCGAGGACUCGAUUUGUGCUGCGAGGCGGGUACAACCCGUUGGAAACGCACCGACAAGCCACCAUGCAACUUGUCGAGUACGUGAACCAGAAGAAUCGACACAUGGACGCCGCACAUCUCGUGCGCGCUACGUGGGCAGAAUUCGCCCUGUGCGAUGAAGAUUGGGCGCGGUGGCCACUGCUGUGUGAAAUGGUGUCGGGGGCAUCACCGGCACCCGAUUCCACGCACGAAUUCAACCAAACCAAGUUGGCGCAGUGCUUCAAAUGGUUACAAGACUUCAAUUUGGCCAUGUAUCGCUUGUUACCUUUCGUGCACUUUGUCGCGCCCGUCGGACAAGUCGCAUCAAAUGAGCUCACGCUGUCGUCCAUGAUCAGUGCAUGUCGGAGCCUCAUCUUCCACACGCUCAAAAAAGGUUUAUGGGACGAUUGCCUCAAGCGCACCCAGCGGUCGGGAGCGUCGCUCGAAGUGACGCUGAACCGACCAAAAGCAAUGCGGCAUCGCGACGCGGGACUUGUUGACAUGGACGCGCGGACAACGCUGUUUGGCCAAGCAUUUCGCCAGCUCAACUCGAGCGAGAACCACCAUUUUCGACGGUCGGACAACGUGUACUAUGUCAAGUUUCUUGGCGAAAACGCUGAAGAUGCGGGUGGGCCGUACCGAGAAACGUUUGCUCAAUACGCGGCCGAGCUGCACUCGACGCAGAUCCCCAUGAUGCUACGGACGCCCAACGCGGCCCACAACGUUGGCACCGGGCGUGAAAAAUGGGUCCUCAACCCCACGGCGUUUUCGUCGGUGCGUUUGCGGCGCCGAUUGUUUACGUUCUUGGGAAAACUCAUGGGCGCGAGCGUCCGAAGCAAAGACUUUCUCGCGCUGGAUAUGGCAGGGCUGAUGUGGAAGUUGCUUGUGAACGACGACAUGUCAGUUGGCAUCGACGAUCUCGCCGCGCUGGACAAGAUGCUCGUCCAGUCGAUGCACAAGAUGAGGUCCAUUGAUCAACUUGGUGUGACGGAAGAAAUGUUUGAAGAGAUUGUGCUGGAAACGUUCACAACGUUGUCGACGGACAAUCGAGUGGUCGAGAUUAAACCGAACGGCAGCUCGAUUGCAGUCGCGUUUAGCACCCGCAUCGAGUUCGCCGACUUGGUCGAGCAUUACCGGCUCCACGAAUUCGACGUCGUCGUCAAGUACGUCCAGGAGGGGGUGGGCAAGGUGCUCCCGUUAAACUUGAUGAGUUUGUUCACGGCGUCCGAGUUUGAGUCGAUGGUGUGCGGUUCCCCCGAAGUCGACGUUGACCUGCUGGCCCAAUGCACUGAGUACAGUUUGUGCGCCGCCACAGACACUCACGUUGUAUGGUUCUGGAACACCCUGCGCAAGUUUUCGCACGACGAACGGAGUGCAUUUUUGCGAUUCGUGUGGGGUCGAUCUCGCUUACCGCAUUCUGCCGCAGAAUUCCCGCAAUGGUUCAAGCUCCAGUCGUUCAACAAGAGCCCCGCGGAUACGUACCUGCCAGUGGCGCACACGUGUUUUUUCGCGCUCGAGCUACCUGCGUACACAAACGAAGAGCUCUUGAUGAAAAAGCUCUUGUAUGCGAUUUACAACUGCCAGGAGAUCGACGCGGACGGCGACAGCGUGGCGGCAAACCAGCUCGGGUGGGACGAGUAGAAAAUUAAACAGUACGCAGCACACCCAUGGGCACGAAAGGUGCGCCGUGGUUUUGUACCAACGUUAAAAUCCCAAUCCCCCGACAGUCACGAUGCAAUACAUCGUGCGAUUGUGUUC
Messenger RNA from Aphanomyces invadans, 14349 nucleotides. RefSeq lists its product as hypothetical. Gene Ontology annotation, molecular function: protein binding; ubiquitin-protein transferase activity; metal ion binding. The transcript has 4 exons. The coding region runs from base 88 to 14232 and encodes 4714 amino acids. The record is from RefSeq and is a predicted model, not a curated record. Lineage: Eukaryota; Oomycota; Saprolegniomycetes; Saprolegniales; Verrucalvaceae. Gene Ontology annotation, biological process: protein ubiquitination.